AUUAAAUUUGAUGCACACAAACAAUUGGACCCAUUCAUUCAGAGCAAAUAAGAUGACCAUGACGGAGCGUGUGCAAUUGAAAAGUUUAACCUUUGUACAAAGUAUUAAAACGUUAUUUUUCAUAACUGGAAUAAUAUCAAGUGUGUAUGUUUUGCUUAACAUAUCAAAUGCAAAGUUUGACAAUUACAACUAUGACUUUUCGUCACUUCUUGCUUGCGGCAAAAAUGAACAUUCUGUAUUCCUCUUAAUGGCUGUACCAAGUAAAGCAGGCAAUUUCAGAGAGAGGAUGGCUAUCAGGAACUCAUGGGGAAGUGUUGUUAAACAGGAUACUUCUAUACGGUUGUUUUUCUUUGUCGGAAAAGAGGCUGACCAAAAAAUAAAUGACACGCUAACCAUGGAGAAAGAAACAUACAUGGACAUUGUUGAAUUAGAUAUAAGGGAGACAUAUAAAAAUCUUGUGAAAAAGAUAACUGCUCUAUUACAAUGGGUUACCGUUCAUUGUACCAACACCAAAUAUAUUCUUAAAGUAGACGACGAUGUGUUUUUGAAUUUUAAUCUUCUAAUAAAUUACCUCAGAAACAGCAAACCGGUGAAUUCGAUUAUUGGAUGUAAACUAAGAAACGCACCCGUAGUCAGAGAUAAGCUUUCAAAAUAUUACAUCUCAAAAGAGGAAUACAAUCCAGAUAUUUUCCCAGAUUACGUCGGAGGUCCAGCAUAUGUAAUAUCCGGUGAUAUCCUCGGUAAACUUUAUUUGGCUACGAACAACGUGUCAUCCAUUUUUCUGGAGGAUGUGUACAUAAAUGGAAUGUGUAGAGAAUAUAUAAAUGCUCUGGCAGUUGGACAUCCGAGCUUUAGCUGCGUUACCAGAAUUAAAGAACCGUGUGGGGGAUACUUCAGGAACUUAAUAACAGGGCACCCUUAUUCAGCUGGGGAAAUAGAACGCAUGUGGAUGCAAUUAAAUGAUAAUAUUACAUGCAUAAGUAGUAAAUCUUAUAGAUAAUCUGACAAAUGUAACAUGUAUAUGAUGAUAUUCACUUUUGAUGUGUAAAUAUCGAUAUGUUUUUUAAAUGAAACCUCUAUUUCAAUGAUACUAAACAUACAUGUUGUCAAAAUAUAUCUUUUUCUUUAAAUUGAAUAGAUGAUAUCCCAGGCAAGCGCAGGAAUAAACAAUUUACAUAUCAAUAUUAAACAAAGUUAAUAUGUUGAACCAUAUUUUUUUUUUUUUGGUUUAUUGUUGUAUAUACUUUCAGUUUGUCCGGUUUUUUUAAUUACUUUUAUGACAUUUUUUAAAAUGAAAAAAAAAACAAACCAUCUGUAUGGCUGGAUAUUUAGAGGAGCUGACAGAGGUGAAAAAUCUAAGCCGACAUUGAUGUUAUAUAUACAUGUAUGUGGUCUUAUUUUAUGUUGUUGUAGGAUUGGAAAAACUUUUCCUUUUUAAUUUCAAACAAGUGCAUAGGACUUAAGUACAUCUUAUCUUUAAAGGACUAUAUGCGGUAUAAUGUAGUUUUUGCCCCUAAAAUCUUAGUUUUUUGAAGAACUUUACAAAUAAGGUUGAAAUAUAACUGAAAUCAUAUUAAAAAUAAAUAAGUAAAAGGUAAUCUUCACAGUGACGUCAUAAUGUAGAAAUGACGUCAUGAAAAUUGUCCUCAUUUGGUAAAACCAAGUUUUGUAGCAAAUACUCGUGUUUUUGGAUGGUUUUUUGAUUGGGAAACAUCUAGCACAGGCUUGCUCAAAUACCAUCUGUAAGAUGUGUAUAAUUAAAAGAUUAAAAACAUACGUUAACAUGGUAUUUGAGCAGACCUGCGCUCUAUACUUCCAAAUGGAAACUAUAAGGAAAAAAUGACAAUAUUUUCAUUUUUUUUAUACGA
Magallana angulata is the source of this 1868-nucleotide messenger RNA. RefSeq names its product lactosylceramide 1,3-N-acetyl-beta-D-glucosaminyltransferase-like. Bases 11 to 1000 code for a protein of 329 amino acids. Gene Ontology annotation, molecular function: hexosyltransferase activity. Gene Ontology annotation, cellular component: membrane. Lineage: Eukaryota; Metazoa; Mollusca; Bivalvia; Ostreida; Ostreidae. The record is from RefSeq and is a predicted model, not a curated record. The transcript is spliced from 2 exons.